Messenger RNA from Necator americanus (New World hookworm), 381 nucleotides. RefSeq lists its product as uncharacterized. The coding region runs from base 1 to 381 and encodes 126 amino acids. Lineage: Eukaryota; Metazoa; Nematoda; Chromadorea; Rhabditida; Ancylostomatidae. The transcript has a single exon. The record is from RefSeq and is a predicted model, not a curated record.
AUGCUAGGAGUAUCCCGUUUCACGCAAGUGAGGGACGGGAUUCGAAGUUCUCUCCUACGUCAACGAUCGAAGAUUAGAGAUGCCGCCGCGUUUGCCAAGGAAAGUAAAAUAAGGUGGGCCGGACACGUGAUGCGCUUUAACGACAACCGUUGGACCAGAGCCGUGAGCGACUGGAUUCCCCGCGAUAUUAAGCGCACUACAGGAAGACCGCCGACCCGAUGGUCAGAUUUCUUCACGAAGUCCUUCAAAGAAAAAUACGAUGCUCUUCGUGUCCCACGCGAAAAAAGGAACCACUGGGCUACUCUGGCACGCGAUCGGGACAAAUGGAAGAAUUACUGGCGCCCGCUCGACCAUUUCGAAGAUCAACGGGAGUCAAGGUGA